Molecule: messenger RNA, 1942 nt
Organism: Tachysurus fulvidraco (yellow catfish)
Lineage: Eukaryota; Metazoa; Chordata; Actinopteri; Siluriformes; Bagridae
Gene: gjb9a
Product: gap junction protein beta 9a
Exons: 2
Coding region: 87-896 (269 amino acids)
Biological process (GO): cell communication
Cellular component (GO): connexin complex
Source: RefSeq, a predicted model, not a curated record
CAGGUUUGACAGGAUGUUAAGUCAUACGCACUUAGUCAGGGCUGUGUUUGACGCUGUUUACGAGAAGGUAUUGACACAGAUUGGGAAUGAACUGGGCAACACUGCAGAUCCUCCUCAGCGGGGUGAGCCAAUACUCCACUGCUUUUGGUCGUGUUUGGCUGUCCAUGGUGUUUGUUUUCAGGCUGUUGGUGUUUGUCGUAGCAGCACAGAGCGUUUGGGGCGACGAAAGCAAAGACUUUGUGUGCAACACACAACAGCCCGGCUGCACCAAUGUGUGUUAUGACAGCAUCUUUCCCAUCUCCCACAUUCGCAUCUGGGCUUUGCAGCUUAUCUUCAUCACCUGCCCAUCCCUCUUAGUGGUGGCUCAUGUCAAAUUGAGAGAAGAGAAGGAUAAAAAGUUCAAAGAAUUUCACAAGGGUAAACAUCUAUACGCCCACCCAGGGAAAAAGCGCGGUGGGCUUUGGUGGACCUACAUGCUCAGCCUUUUUUUCAGAGCAGGAUUUGAUUGUGCCUUCGUCUACAUCCUGCAUCAUAUUUAUAACGGCUUUGACAUGCCGCGUCUCUCCAAGUGCUCACUGGAGCCGUGUCCGAAUACGGUGGACUGUUUCAUCUCACGGCCUACAGAAAAGAAAAUCUUCACGAUCUUUAUGGUGGUUACAUCUGGAUUUUGCAUCAUGAUGUGCCUGUGUGAAAUGAUCUAUUUGAUCGGAAAGAAAUUAUACAAAGCCAUAAUUAAGCGAAAGGUUCCUGGAAGGGUGCCUUGCAAGCACUGCGAUGCUACAGAUCAUGCAAAUCAGAGACCGAAAAGUAGAAUAGAUCCUACACUCACCAGUGUGGAAAACCUCAUGUUGUUAAAGCAAACAGACCAAACUCCUGAGAAAAGUGCCAUACAGUGAGGGGUUAUUAUCCUUCUGAGCUGUAAAUCCACUCACUGUACAUGAAUGAACGAAUCAGAUGCUAAAUUUUAUUCAUGAAUAUACUAACAGUGAUGAACACAUUAUGGGGAAUUGGUCAACACUUUCCAAAGAGUGUAUAACAUUUAUGUCAUGUACUUUGGUGAGAAGAGAGCUUGAACUGAAGCCUUUUUUUCUAACCAUAAAAUUGAUCACAAGCUUGAUAAUGCACCGAUAACUCUCUGUAAACGUAUUAUUGUAAAGUUUCUUAGACCUACAGCUUAAUGGCCAAAUGAGUUGGGGGGUGAAUACUUAUGCAACCAACCCAUUUUUUCCCCUUUUCUUUAAUUAAACUGUGGAUCACAAUGAAGAUAUUUCGCAGCUUUAAAUUUUAGACAUAUUGUGUAGAUCAAAUGGUUAAAAAAAAAAAAAAAUACCAAUAAGCCCGGGGUUGUAAACCGUAGAGAAGUUUUAGGGGGUGAAUACUUCUGCAAUCACUACGCAUAGCACUUAUACUGUAAAGCCUGAAAACUCGAAACUGAGGCAAGUUGUAAAUAGACAUUCAGUGAAGUAUUAAGAUACUUUUUUGAAGAAAUAAAAUGAAGUUCAUUGAAGGCUUAAAUCACCUUUUUUUUUUAAUCCAGUUCUGGAAAACGUUAUUUAUGAUGCUUUUGUUACAUUGAGAGAUAUUUUAGAUACAUUUGGACGUGCAGAGCAAACCUUCUGCUGAUGGUUUUGUUGUCGCAUGAGGAGAAGUGAUUGUGGGACUGUGGGAGGUGCGACGACUGUUACGAAAUCCUUGAAGAGCGCUGUGAACAUAAUAGGAAAUAUAAGCAUAGUUUGUACUGUAUCUCUUUACCCACAGUGACAAACCUGGUUAUUUCUCACGGGUCAGUUUUUAAUUCGACUUGCAAUCGGUGAAAGUAUAAAAUCCAGGGUCAGUGCACCGACUACGAUUCAUUCAAAUGAGACCCGUAUGCAUGGCUGUGUUCAGUGUGUAAUAUCUGAAAUGUUCCUCUAUAGUAUGUUCCAAUAAAAAUCUAUUGAGA